AUUUAAUUUGCUUAUUGUUUUUCAUAAAAAAAUUGGGACAAAUCUUUGACUACACGAAAAGUUAGACUCGUUAAUCGCGUUUGCGCCUUUUUAAUUAACGCGGGGAAUCUGUUAAACCGGCGGAACUAAAAUCCCUAAGUGAGGCACACAAGAUAUUAUACUCCUACCAAGUAGUAGUAUUUAUUGGGGGAGAAUCUGAAGUGACAAAAAAUGGCGAUGGCGGGUUUGUACCGGCGAGUUCUUCCGUCCCCUCCGGCUGUUGAUUUCUCUUCUACUGAAGGAAAGCAACUUUUUUUGGAGGCCAUCCAGAAUGGAACAAUGGAAGGAUUUUUCAAGUUGAUCUCUUAUUUUCAGACACAGUCUGAACCGGCCUAUUGUGGGUUGGCUAGCCUUUCCAUGGUCUUGAAUGCCCUUGCUAUUGAUCCAGGAAGAAAAUGGAAAGGUCCUUGGAGAUGGUUCGAUGAAUCUAUGUUGGACUGUUGUGAGCCUUUGGAGAAGGUUAAAGCUAAAGGGAUCUCUUUUGGGAAAGUGGUAUGUUUGGCUCACUGUGCAGGAGCGAAGGUGGAAGCUUUUCGCUCUAAUCAUAGUACUAUUGAUGACUUCCGUAAACAAGUCAUGGCCUGCACUACUAGUGAUAAUUGUCAUCUGAUCUCGUCAUAUCAUAGAGGCCUUUUUAAACAGACAGGUUCGGGCCACUUUUCACCUAUUGGUGGUUAUCACGCGGGAAAGGAUAUGGCACUGAUUCUAGAUGUUGCGAGGUUUAAAUACCCCCCUCACUGGGUUCCCCUCCCUCUCCUUUGGGAAGCCAUGAACACAAUUGAUGAAGCAACAGGAUUACUUAGGGGGUUUAUGCUAAUUUCUAAGCUUCACCGAGCUCCUGCACUGCUAUAUACCCUGAGCUGUAAACAUGAGAGUUGGGUCACUAUCUCAAAGCAUUUGAUGGAUGAUCUUCCUGUCCUGUUAAGUUCUGAGAACGUGAAGGGCAUAAAAGAUGUUCUCUCUUCUGUUCUUUCAAAUCUACCUUCAAAGUUUGUUGAAUUCAUAAAGUGGAUAGCAGAAGUUCGAAGGCAAGAGGAGAAUGGUCAAAAUUUGAGUGACGAGGAGAAAGGAAGGCUAGCUAUCAAGGAAGAGGUAUUGAAACAAGUGCAGGACACUCCUCUUUAUAAGCAUGUCACAAGCAUUUUAUUUUCAGAAAAUUCUGUCUGCCAGUCAAAUGCAGCAUCAGACAGCAGUUUGGCUAAUGUUGCUGCAAGCAUUUGCUGCCAAGGAGCAGGUCUUUUUGCAGGAAGAUCUGGUUCAUCGGAUAGGUUUUGCUGUCUACAAACAUGUGUUAGAUGCUACAGAGCUACCGCGGACAAUUCUGCUACAGUGGUGUCUGGGACAGUUGUAAAUGGUAAUGGGGAGCAGGGGGUUGAUGUUCUGGUCCCUACAUCUCAAGCAAAGACUAGCUGCUGUCCUUCAGGGCAAGAUGGUUGCUCGCCAAUGCACCCUGCAAGCAACGAUGUGCUGACAGUACUAUUGCUGGCAUUACCUCCACAUACAUGGUCUCGAAUAAAAGAUACGAAGGUCUUGCAGGAAAUAGAGAACCUUGUCUCAGCAGAGAACCUGCCUCCUUUGCUGCAAGAAGAGAUUUUGCACCUGCGAGGGCAGUUCCUCCUCCUCAAGAAAUGCAAGGAUAACAAGGUAGAAGAAGAUUUAGCUGCACCUCCCUUCUAGCUUUGCUUUCCUAGGUUAUUACAAAUACAUUGUUCUAAUGUGAGAUUCCAACAUUGUACUUUCUCAUGACUUAAAAUUCACAAAGCGCCGAAGCAUCUUAAGCAGCAAACUGCAGAUGUCCUACUUCCUUUCAUUUUUAUAGGUUUAGUAAAUCAAGAACCAAAAGGCGUCUCAUGGAGCUCGAAAUCUCUCUGUGGAGAUUCAUUUGGUUUUCAGAGAUCAAGCGGCUCUUUAAAGAGAAGGCAUGCAAUGCAAUGAAGGAGUGCUAAUCUAUCCAGGAAAGUUGAGUUCACUGGGUUAGCUGGGUGGGUUCAGAUUUACAUUUUACUUGCCCAGGACUUCAUUGUAUGUACCAUUUCUUCUACUUAUGGUAUUAUUUUGACAAGGACUGAAGGAAUAAAUUAUUUCUUUUUGGAUGUUUGGUUCA
This is a messenger RNA of Nicotiana attenuata, 2143 nucleotides long. RefSeq names its product glutathione gamma-glutamylcysteinyltransferase 1-like. The record is from RefSeq and is a predicted model, not a curated record. The coding region runs from base 211 to 1716 and encodes 501 amino acids. NCBI's taxonomy places the organism in Eukaryota, Viridiplantae, Streptophyta, Magnoliopsida, Solanales, Solanaceae. Gene Ontology annotation, molecular function: glutathione gamma-glutamylcysteinyltransferase activity; metal ion binding. Gene Ontology annotation, biological process: cellular detoxification of cadmium ion; phytochelatin biosynthetic process; detoxification of copper ion. The transcript is spliced from 8 exons.